This is a messenger RNA of Sinocyclocheilus rhinocerous, 2054 nucleotides long. RefSeq names its product SOSS complex subunit B2-like. The transcript is spliced from 6 exons. Bases 865 to 1518 code for a protein of 217 amino acids. Lineage: Eukaryota; Metazoa; Chordata; Actinopteri; Cypriniformes; Cyprinidae. The record is from RefSeq and is a predicted model, not a curated record. Gene Ontology annotation, cellular component: SOSS complex. Gene Ontology annotation, molecular function: DNA binding. Gene Ontology annotation, biological process: response to ionizing radiation; double-strand break repair via homologous recombination; mitotic G2/M transition checkpoint.
UUUGUUAUUGAGUGAGAGGCAAGAUGGCACUGUGAAAUAGAGAUUUCCCCUCUUUUGCGACAGCAUUUUUAUUCUCUUUUCUUAGUAAGCUUGCAGUGCUGCACAUGUAGAAAACAUGCUAUAAUUAUAUCAAUUUGAAAGGCCAUCAGGAAGUUUCGAACUGCUCAUAACGCACAUUAUAGUUAGGUAGCUAUUCGUUAUCUCGGCUGACAUCCGUUUUUAGAUUGACUCAGUCGUCGCUUUAGCCUUUGAAUGCCGAUUAGACACCAGAUUAAUGAUAUUCGUGUGAAGGGGGAAAUGAAGAGACGCCUUAUUGUUGAGUUUGAACUCACUGGCACGGUUUUAAACGCAACAUAACCGGCACGUUUAUGUAAAGAAACGUCCAUUUUAAUAGCUAUUUGUUCAUUUGACGUCGUGUAUUGAUAGUGUAGGCUAACAAAAAGGCCGUGACUCGGUAUAAAUCAAUCUGGAUGCUAGACAUUUUAAGCACUGACAGACUUAGAAGCGAAGUUUUGGAGUCGUAGUUUUUCAAUUUUAGGAAAGGAUGAAGUCUAAAAUAUCUGUCUGGAAAACAAACGAGUGUUUUAUACGAAUAUUUGUAAUCGUGGAGGAGGAAAUAUUUCCCCCUUUUUACUUUGAUUAUUUUAGCUCGGUGGGGAUGUGUGAAAACAAACAGCCUCAAAUGUUACGCUAGAAACACCUCAGCCUUUCCAAAAGGGUCUUGUAUACAACGUUUAUUAGCCAAGUAAAGUUUAUUUGGCAAAUAAAACAACCCACUCAGAGCACAGAUUUAGAUCAAGAGAUCCUCUCACACAUCUGUGGUUUCGCUAGCCGGUGUGCUAACCUCCACCUCACCCUUCAGAAAUGUCGAAUAUCUUCAACGAAGCUGUGACUUUGAUUAAAGAUGUAAAGCCCGGAUUGAAAAACCUUAAUAUCGUCUUUAUCGUUUUGGAAAUCGGUCGGGUGACGAAGACAAAGGACGGGCACGAGGUGCGCUCGUGCAGGGUGGCGGAUAAGAGCGGCAGCAUCUGCAUCUCUGUGUGGGAUGAGCUGGGCAGCCUCAUCCAGCCCGGGGACAUCAUCCGCCUUACUAGAGGGUAUGCUUCAAUCUGGAAGGGGUGCCUUACACUGUACACUGGACGAGGAGGAGACUUACAGAAAAUAGGAGAGUUCUGUAUGGUGUAUUCUGAGGUUCCUAAUUUCAGUGAACCAAAUCCAGAGCUGCUAGCACAAGCUAACCAGCAGAACAAAACAGGUAAAGAACAGCGGGGAAUUUCUCCACUGAAUCAAAAUGCAGGUACUCCUGCACAGACAGGAAAUGGUACUGUGCCAGUAUUUCUGAAUAACAGUGCUGCACCUGUGCCUCGGGAUCCCAAUUUUGGGGCUCCAAGAAGACCAAAUGGGCGUGUUCCAGGCAAUGGGCCACCCUCAGUAACUGCAGGGGGACCCGCUGCUCCACCCAAUCCCACAGUUACCAUUAGCAAUGGCAGGGACCCAAGACGGGCUUCAAAGAGAUGAGACCGCAAAACAACUUUCAUGUUCCCACUCCUCCCUAAAAUCCUUCCACAAACCAAUACACAAAACAAUGCUGCCAAUUAAGAGAUACGAGGUUCAGUGCUACGGUCUUGCCACCUGUGCUUUUUGCUUUGUCAUGUGCCAAUAUUUGCGUAGUGAUUAUUUGAUAAUCUCAAAAGUUUCGAGUUCAACUUGUUACAGUUAAAAUAUGGCAUACUCUUUGCCUGUUGAGUGCCUGUUCAGUGGCCCACCAUUUAUUUCCUUUCCCUAAAUGUGUUGUUGAACUAUACACCCUACUUGAACACAAUGCACUUUCUGCUGUUAAUUUAUAGUGAAUGCAUUGCCAUGUGAUUCAGGAAUUAUUGACUGUUGUUGCAAAUUGGGGAAAGAACUUCAAAGUGACUAACUACAGUCAUGGCCAAAAGUUUUGGCAGUGACAUAAGUUGUGUUUUGCAAAGUUUGCUGCUUUAAACUGUUGUGGUGUUAAUUCACGUUGUUUCUAGAUUAUUGUGAAGAGUGAUCGGAUGCAUUUUUAAAUA